UUUAGAAUUUUUAUCAAAAAAUCGUCUGAAACUUAAAAUUAGUGUGCAAUGAGCAUUCAUAUUUGUCCUAGUGUUGGGUGGAGCCCAACUCUUUCCAAGAACAAUCACAGAAUGCGGCCUGCAAAAUUAUAUUCUGUAUACAACAUGCAGCCCAGAGGGACUAGAGCAGGAAAUUUUAGAUCGGAGAUAAGCAAAAUUUUUGUAAAAUAUUAUCGCUACUCAGUGCACACUUCCUAAGUGUUCAUUGCAUGUUUUAGCGAACAAGGUUAGAGUUAUUAUAAACUUGGCUAAGAUAUUCACACUUCUUAGAAGUAUCAAGAUGGCAUGAUAGGAAGCUAAAAUUCUGACCGCUUCCUGAUGGACACUUUCCCGAAUAGUACCAUCAUAGUGUACUAGGAGUCAUUUGCCAUUUUUGUUA
This is a messenger RNA of Moneuplotes crassus, 418 nucleotides long. Lineage: Eukaryota; Ciliophora; Spirotrichea; Euplotida; Euplotidae. The record is from the annotation of a GenBank genome assembly.